CGGUUGUCAGUUUGGCUUGGCUUCAGUGGGGCUUCAGGAGGAAAUUCACGUUUGUACCUCGAAAUCCUCCAUUUUAUCCCUUGUUCGAUUAAUUUCGCGAGUUUCUAAGUUUUUCCACCUAUUUUCCCUGUUAAAUAGCAAAUAUGAAGAGGGAAAGAGACUCAGGAAACGAUAAAUCCGAACCGGAACAGUUAAGAAAACUGUUUAUCGGAGGACUGGACUUUCGUACAACAGACGAGUCCCUAAAAAAGCACUUUGAGCAAUGGGGUGAAAUCGUCGAUGUGGUGGUCAUGAAAGACCCUACGACCAAAAGAAGCAGGGGCUUCGGCUUCAUUACGUAUUCCAAGGCUCAUAUGGUCGACGAUGCCCAAAAUGCUAGACCCCAUAGGGUCGAUGGGAGGGUGGUGGAACCGAAAAGGGCGGUACCGCGUCAGGACAUCGGUCGUCCGGAAGCCGGUGCAACUGUCAAAAAACUGUUUGUCGGCGGUCUUAAGGAGGAGGUCGAGGAGGAGGACCUGAAGGACCAUUUUAAGACCUACGGCACCAUUUUGUCUUGCACCAUUGUCGUUGACAAGGAGACCAAGAAGAAGCGAGGGUUCGCCUUUAUCGAAUUCGAAGACUACGACUCGGUUGAUAAAAUCGUUUUGCAUCGAGGCCACACCAUCAGGGGCAAAGCGGUGGACGUAAAAAAGGCCCUGAACAAGAACGACAUGCAACAGAACCAAAUGGGGGGCGGUCCGCCGAUGGGAGGCCGAGGGGGCGGCAGGGGACACAUGGGCGGCCGAGGGGGGCGUGGCGGAAUGCACCAAGGGGGGGCACCGGGAGGAGGUUACGGCGGAGGACAUCAAAUGGGGGGCGGCGGUCCUUGGGGGGGACCCCAGGGCGACAACGGGUGGGGCGGGCAGCAGAACAACCAAUGGGGUCCGCCUCAGCAGGCUCAGCAGCAACCCGCCCCCUGGCAGAACAGCGGGGGCGGCGGCUGGGAUCAGGGUCAGCAGCAGCAACCGACCCCGUGGGGGCCUCCCGCUCAGGCCCCGCCCCAGCAGGGGUACAAUCAGGGGCCCAUGGUUGGAGGUUACAAUACUGGAGGAAACUGGGGAAAUCCGAUGCAAGGAGGGGGUGGAGUGCAGGCGGGUGGUCCCCCGAUGGGGGGCGGUAAUUUCGGUAAUAAUUACCAGCAGGGGUAUGGGGGCGGCGCCGUGAGGAAUAAUUAUCAGCAACAGAGACCUGCGCCUUACAGUAAGUUUUAGUUUAAUUUUUUUUUA
Anthonomus grandis grandis is the source of this 1265-nucleotide messenger RNA. Its product is annotated as heterogeneous nuclear ribonucleoprotein A1, A2/B1 homolog. Bases 144 to 1250 code for a protein of 368 amino acids. The record is from RefSeq and is a predicted model, not a curated record. Gene Ontology annotation, molecular function: RNA binding. The transcript is spliced from 6 exons. Lineage: Eukaryota; Metazoa; Arthropoda; Insecta; Coleoptera; Curculionidae.